Molecule: messenger RNA, 1928 nt
Organism: Paramecium octaurelia
Lineage: Eukaryota; Ciliophora; Oligohymenophorea; Peniculida; Parameciidae
Source: the annotation of a GenBank genome assembly
AAUGAAUAAACCUGAUGAUAGUGCUAAUUAGUUUUUUGUGAUUGAAUGUACACUUAUUAUGUGAAUUAUGUAGAAAUUGAGAUGAGUAGUGAAAGUGAACCUGAAGAUUUGGAGGAUUUGGAUGAUUUGAAUGACAUCAAACAUGAAGAGGAUAAUCUCAAUGAUUUGGAUAAGAUUAUAAAUGAUGUCAAAAGUAAUGAUUGCAUUCUCACAUAUACUUAGAGGAUGAUUACAUACCCAAAGCAUAGACCAAUGAGAGAGUUACAAAGGGACCAGGAUGGAAAGAUAGACUAGAAGUAGUGGAUGACUUUAUUCGUAACUUCCUUAUUAAGAAUCAGAUGAAUCGAAGUCUGGAAGUAUUUCAGGUAUUUGUGAUUGUUAACCCUUCUAGUAAGAGUGGUACGAACUCUCACAGAAAGGCAAAUUGGCUACAGACGGCAUGGGUCAAGUGACAGAUGUUUAUAUUCAAAAUGAAAAACUCAAAGAAGAACUCAAGUAUGUAAGAGGAGAGUUGGAUAAAGCCAAGAUAGUGGCUGAAAAUGCCAAAUCUACAUACGAUAAAUUAAGAAAGGAAAGAGAUUUUCAUAAGAUGCAUCAUCAUAGAGUACAAUAGGAGAAGAGGAAAUUGAAUCACGACAUAGAUAAAUUGAAAGGAUUACAUCUGCAAUAUGAGACCAAAUACGAAGAACUAUCUUAGAAGUAUUCACAUGCGAUGAAGGAGAAGAUGCUUCUGAAAUUAGAAAGGGAUCGUUUGGUGGCAAAAAACGAGGCACUCCAAAGAAGCUUAUAAAAUGUAUAUCAACUUGAAUUAUGAAUUUAAAGGUUGAAGAAAAGAUUAACAAAGAAAAGGAACCAGGAAGUCCUACAGAUAAGCUCCCCUUAGUUGAUACCAAGGCCAACACCAAAAAGGCAUCUACUAAAACCAAUACUGCAUUCCCUCCUGAUGACAGACCAAAUCCAUAUGCAGGUACUCAAAUAGAACCACAAAAUUACAGAAAUGCCAUCUUGAAUAAAACUUUUAAAGGACAUAUGAUGGCUAUAUCAUCCAUGGAUAUGCAUCCAAAGAAAUCAAUUGUGGCCACUGCUUCUGAUGAUUUCACUUGGAAGAUUUGGACAUUACCCCAAGGCGAAUUAAUCAUGUCUGGAGAAGGCCACAAAGAUUGGGUCAGUGGAAUUCAUUUUCAUCCAAAAGGUAGUCAUUUAGUCACUUCAUCUGGUGAUUGCACAAUUAAGGUCUGGGAUUUCAUUAAUGCUUCAUGCACCCAUACAUUCAAGGAUCACAUCUAACCUGUUUGGGGUGUUAAAUUCAAUGACACUGGAGAAUUCAUUGUAAGUGCUAGUAUGGAUCAUACAUGCAAAGUAUUCGAUUUAGCAUCUGGUAAAACUAGACAUACAUUCCGAGGACAUGUAAUUAUUGAUCUCUUACCAAAAGGUUGAUUCCGUAAAUCAUGUGAGUUUCCAACCAUUUUCGAAUAUCUUCACUUCUGCUUCAGCUGACAAGACUAUUUCCUUGUGGGAUAUCAGAAGUGGAUUAUGUGUUCAAACCUUCUAUGGUCACUUGAAUAGUGUCAAUCAUGCAACCUUUUCAUUGAAGGGAGAUAGUAUUGCCAGUUGUGAUGCUGAUGGAAUCAUUAAAAUGUGGGAUGUAAGAAUGGUCAAGGGAAGAUCACAAUUCGACGCAGGUCCUUAUUCCGCCAAUGCAGUUGCCUUGGACAAAAGUGGCUCCAUUCUUCUUGUGGGAUCUGAUGACCAAUAAAUCAGACUCUACAAUGAAACCACCCAGAAAGUAAGACGUUCAUUUACUCAUUCAAUAGUAAGAACACACUUUGAAGGGCCAUGAAGAUGCUGUCUAAGAUGUUGCAUUUGAUUACAAUAGCAAGAUGAUUAUCAGUUGCGGUUCCGAUGCUACUUUUAGAAUUUAUUAAUGA